This is a messenger RNA of Lactuca sativa (garden lettuce), 945 nucleotides long. The record is from RefSeq and is a predicted model, not a curated record. NCBI's taxonomy places the organism in Eukaryota, Viridiplantae, Streptophyta, Magnoliopsida, Asterales, Asteraceae.
AUGACCCCUCCUCCAAGAAUUCAGCACCGAUCGGGGGAGGUUUGUCGGCUUCACAAAGCUUUGUAUGGGCUCAAGAAAGCCCCACGUGCUUGGUUUGAUAAAUUCUCCACAUUUAUUACCUCUAUUGGAUUUGUCCAGAGUAAUCACGAUUCUGAUCUGUUUGUUAGAUGCUUGAGUGCAGGACGGAUUCUUCUGUCCUUAUAUAUGGAUGACAUGAUUAUUACAUGUGAUGACCAUGGUGGUAUUGAGUCUUUGAAGCAUGAUCUAGCUCGUCGAUUUGCUAUGAAGGAUUUGGGCUUGCUGUGUUAUUUCUUGGGUAUUGAGGUCGCUCAGUCUAAGAAAGAGUACCUUCUUUCCCAGACUAAAUAUAUAUCUGACUUGUUUACACGGGCGGGACUUUCUGACAAUCGGACUAUUGAUACCCCUCUUGAAACCAAUGCACGAUACUCUCAUACUGAUGGUGUUCCUUUGUAUGAUCUGAAUCUUUAUCGCACUGUGGUGGGAAGUUUGGUUUAUCUCACAGUCACUCGUCCAGAUAUUGCUCAUGCUGUUCAUGUUGUCAGUCAGUUUGUUACUGCACCUACCUCUGUUCAUUGGGGAGUUGUUCUUCGUAUUCUGAGAUAUCUUCGUGGCACUCAGUUUCAGACUCUCUUGUUUCCCUCGACGUCUUCUCUUGAGUUACGUACCUAUAGUGAUGUUGAUUGGGAUGGUGAUCGUCAUGAUCGUAAGUCUACCACUGGAUUUUGUGUAUUUCUUGGAGAGUCUCUUAUUUCAUGGAAGAGCAAGAAACAAGAUGCUGUCUCUAGAUCUUCCACGAAGGCUGAAUAUCGUGCUAUGGCUGUAACUACAUGCGAGAUUAUCUGGUUACGGUGGCUGCUUGCGGAUAUGGGAGUUUACAUUUAUUCACCUACUCCCUUGCAUUGUGAUAAUAAAAGUGCGAUAUAA